GUCUCUGAGGCGGCGGUUCUGGGAUGGAUUCGCGGCGGAGGCAGGAGGGCAUCCUCCGCUUCCACAGCUUCCUCGUGCAAGUAUAUGAGGAAGGAAAGCAGAACAAUACAACUGGCCCUUCUACUUUUGAGACUGACCUACAAGUCCAUUUGAUCAAUGAAGGCCAUACAAAUCCCUUAGAAAAGCUUUGGGACCAAAAUGGAAGAUUUUUUGUUGUAGAGAAACUGAGAUCAUAUGAAGAAACCAGCAGCCUGAAAGUAUGUCAAAAUGGUGAACCUUCAGUUUCCGAGGCUUUCCCAAAAGAAAAUUUUUCAGCAUCUCCUUUGGCCCUUUCAAGAGCAAGGCAAUUGAUUUCUUUCUACACAAUGUCUCAAAAUCCAAACAUGGAACAUCUACAAAUAAACCAUGCAGUGCAAUUUCCUCCGCUCUGGGUACGAUGUGAACCUUCUGACCCAAAACAGAUUAUUUGGCUUGGAGCAGAACCUUCGAGGAAUGGAAAUAACCUUUUGGGAAUCAAGCUUCACACUGUUACAUGCAGUGGUCCUGUGUCAAAUAGUAAUUAUUCUAUUGACUUGGAGAAAUUGAAAGAAAAACAUAGAAUGAGACAUCAUGCUUCAGAUUUGACAAUAACAGGCUUUGCCCGUUAUGAAUUUCUUGAAUCCACUUCACUGGACUCCUUGACUCAGGAGGAUUCUCUUAUUCCAUUGGAGAGAAAUAUAUAUGCAGAUUUUUCUUGGGAGGGUGUGAAAAUGAUGCUGCAAACCCCUCCCCUCUCCUCUGCUGCUCUGCUGACCCUUCAGAUGGCCUCUGGGAGCCCCUUGAGUUCUGUAUAUGAGCAAAACAGAGAAUUGCAGUUUCUCUUGAGUUUGGCUGAGACGUUGAAGAAUGGACUAACAAAAUGUCCGAAGAGUCUGGGAAGAAAAUCUGCUGUUGAACUAGUGCAGAAACUUUUGAAAGACUUAAAAGAUGAUGAUACUGAAAAUGAAGAUGAUACUGAGGAUAACACUACAACAAUCAAUGGUUCCAUGAAAACACAUUUUAGUCAGCGCAGAGACCUUGAUUUCCUUGAACUGCUGUGGUGCAAUAUAUGGAGAAAUGUUGCUUCGCAUGAGGAACUGGUGAAGUGUUUUUCGUUGGUAAUAAGAGCCCUUCAGCAUGGAGAACUGCAGACAUGGAUUCAUCAAGAAAGUAACAGUUUACUGAGCAAAUUGAUCAAGCAGUCUUAUCAUGGAAAAAUGGAAACAGUUUCUCUUGAUGGAGAUUCUCCCAUUCAGAUGCUUCUAGAAAUAGGCAUGGAUAAAAUGAAGAGAGACUAUAUCAGCUAUUUUGUGGGCAAAGAAUUUGCCAUACGGACUCAUUUGGACUACUUCAUGUCCACUUCAGUAGGUCUUCAGGAACAGGCUCAUCGUAUCCAGAAACUACACCACAUGUUGGAAAUUGUGGACAACUGCAUGAAUCUUAUCAAACUAGAGCAAGAGAACCUCAUCUUUCUCACACAAUCUUGUAUCAAUUAUUAUAAAGAAAAUCCUCUGAAUGAAAAGCAUGCAUUUCAGCUACCAGUCAGGACAAGUUUGUUGAAGGAAUUUUACCAAAAUGCUCAUCCUCAGAUAUGGAGAGUGGCAAUCAGCAGCGGUCAAGGACCAAAAAGGGUGAAAACAAUAUGGCAACUUAGCAGCACCUCUCCAACUGCACACCUGCAGCCAGCCAAUGGAGAUUCACUGGAUGACACCAAAGUCUGUGGCAACGAAGGGAAGCAUUUUAUCACUCUUUCUGAGUGCUCUCAAGUGGACUUCAUCAAAUGAAUGUGCAAUUCAUGAUUCUUUUCUACACCCAGAAAGAGUUGCAUUGUUGUGCUUGCUGCAUUUGUUGAAAUUCUUUAGCUGAGGGCAGGUUGAAAGGAAAAGCGCAUUUUAGUGGACAGCAGCCAUAACUGCCCUUGAUGGAUGCUUCCUUCCCCAUCAAAGGAGGAAAGCUCAGAAAUUCCUUACUGCUCCGAGUAACAAAAAACAGGUGAGAGAUGCAGCAAAAAGGCUUCUCUUCUUUUGUUAACGACAUUAAUAAAGGCAAUUC
This is a messenger RNA of Thamnophis sirtalis, 2070 nucleotides long. It is a transcript of the gene ZWILCH, whose product is annotated as zwilch kinetochore protein. Gene Ontology annotation, cellular component: RZZ complex. The record is from RefSeq and is a predicted model, not a curated record. Gene Ontology annotation, biological process: mitotic spindle assembly checkpoint signaling; protein localization to kinetochore. NCBI's taxonomy places the organism in Eukaryota, Metazoa, Chordata, Lepidosauria, Squamata, Natricidae.